UGAUUCGAUUCGAUUCGCAUUCGCCCUCGCCUCGAGGGCCUCGAAGCAGCUUUUGUUGUUGUUGUCCAUUGUCUCUCAAGUUAGCCGAUCAAAGAAGCUUGCAGCUAGCAACCUGGUCUCGCUUAACAUUUCAUGCAAACAUGUACUCCAGCAGACGGUUGCUCGCAACAUCCUCGUCUUCGGGAAGAGGAGCCCUUGGUGGUGGGUUCUCGAAGGAUAAUUUGACGGAAUGGGCCGCACGAGAAUGGGGAGAAGUUGCUGAACCCGGUCAUUACAUUGAUUUACACUCCCACAAAAUAUCACCCGAGUGUGCUGCCGUCCUGGAGAGGCAUUCACGCCCUUCCACCGCCAUGAGCCGAGCUUUUUUUGGAUCCAGCGUAUUUGCUCCGGAACGAUUCCUUGUUUCAACGUUGGGGUUUUCGAAGAACGACAUACUGCCGUCCGUAUUUCGGAAGGGUGAUUCCUAUCUCUUUUUCACGGCCACCGAGUCGACCCCUCACGAGCUCAUCCUGGGGUGGAAGUUGGGACAGAGUCGAGGAUGCACGAUGUUGGCCGUAGAUCCAAGAGCUCGAUUAGUGUACUUGGGGAGUGGAAUUGAAAAGGCAGACUACCACCGAGGCGUUCUGUUUCGAAAGAUAUUGACACCGUUUCACAUAUUCUACUCGAAUUUAUUGAUCAAAGGAAUGGUAAAGGAGCUAGAGGACGAGUGUGCGAAACUCGAGUCCCCCGGAUCUGGCUAAGAACUACCGAAGUGUCGCGAGAAAUAAAUGAUACUACAUCUACAUCCGGUCUUUCGAAUGAUAUAUCUAUGCAGACAAAACAACCCAGCUACUUGUAGCCAGUGGAAGGUCAAUCUUGAAGCUGGUUUUGCCUCGCGGUUGAUAGUACAAAGCGCAAAGAGGGAAUCGCGUUGGAAGCUUCGCAGUUGCAACAUCUUGGGCCAAUUCUGUGGGCUUAGACACUGACCAGCCAUCACUAAGGGCCACAGCUGGUCAUACCUACUCCCGGUUGCAGCUCACCAUCGUACCAUAUCUGUGCUCUGUGAACGAUGGGAUUCCAAGCCAAAAAGGUCAACAUUCAAGCGGGAUUGGGGCUGCAUCUCUGCCAACAAUACUACAUGUAGUAGCUACACGUGUACGGUACUUCCAAUGGCCACUUCAUACCAGAUGGCAAAUAGUAGCUGCAUUACUUGUAGACCCAACCACAAGGACGUUCCUGACACGACAAACUUUACAAUAACGAUGGCGACACGGGUCAAUUCGAUAUGUACUGUCGUUUUGAGCGAGGGACCACAAGUGACCAAGCAAUUUGAUGACGAUUGCAACUCUAGCCACCAUGUUCGGUGUCAGUCAAGUCAGUCAUCUUUGCUUUCGUUCCUACUGAAGCCUCGAUUGCCCGGCCACCGGAACCGACAAGUUCGGAGCCGGCCUUAGCAACUGCCAGCGAUACCAUACGGUAUGUCGUGAGCUGAAUGUAUUCCUGAUGACCAGAAAGCAGCAUCCACCAGCUGCUUACUACAUACAUGCAGUACAUGUACCUCUGUCGGGUGGACCUCUGGCUGAUCACGGCGACGAACCCGAGAGUUCCGUCCUUCUUCUUCGGCUCAAUGGGCCCCAUCAGUUGUCAGACUCACACUGUUUGCAAAACUGAUCAUCCCACAGUGGUUGACCCUCCAGCCAUCUAGCUUACGAUACAUGUACUUGAGCUGGUAUAUGUUUCAUCAGCAGUGGCUACAUGAUAUUGUACUAAAAGGAUGUUCUUGAAGCUAUCAUCCGCUGGGAAUGAGGAAGCCCGCAGCUCCGAUACCACUACCGCUACUAGACUAGUACAGCUGCUGCACCGAGCCGCCGAGGGAAGGUGUGGUACAGUGCUGGUACCGGGUACUAGAAGAAUGUGAAUGAAAAAGCCGGUGUAGUCACCUGGUUUGAGUAGAAGAGCACGGGUACCGUACUAGUAAUAUUGAAAAUAAAUAAUACUAAAAAGAAGCCUUCCAACUUAGUUGUGAGUCGCCAGGGCCUGACCCUCAACCCUCAACCACCACAAGAAGCGAAUGAUGAAUCGAAGCGAAUCCACACAAACACACAAACACCAGUGACCUCAAACAUAUUAGUAAUGUACCGUACCGGUACCGGUACCGGUACUAGCUAGCCAGCACAACCUCAUCGAAUGGAGGGACGAGCAGCGCCCGGUGCACAGUGGUGGUAGCAGAGCCAGGAUAGAAAACCAAAGUAGUACCGGUACAAAGUACGAUAUGUUACCGGGCAAGCUAGAGACGAUACACUGUCUUCUGUAGCCGGUGGCCUUGUCAAGUACCGGUAGGCUAGCAACUAGAGACCUUGACAACGAUAAAGGGGAAAAGAUUGCAUGUACCGGUAGCUACCAAUGAGUAGGUGUCCAUCAUGUUGCUUUUCGAUGAAGACUCGAAGGAUGAGAAUGGGAGGGAAAAGAUUUUGGAUCUCGCGUAUAACUUAAACAGUACCACACUUAAUUCUAUUCCAAUUGGAGGUAAGUCUACUAGAGCCCGUAGCUAUCAACUCAUAGCUCGGGAGGGUUGCACUUACCGUUUUCAAAUCUGGGGACUUUGUAAUUCC
Seminavis robusta is the source of this 2591-nucleotide messenger RNA. The record is from the annotation of a GenBank genome assembly. NCBI's taxonomy places the organism in Eukaryota, Bacillariophyta, Bacillariophyceae, Naviculales, Naviculaceae.